UUUCGUUAACGUCGCCAUAGAAACAAGUGAAACAAAUCUCCAGCUUGCGCGAUAAAGGGACCUUCCACACAUAAAACGAAUAUGCCUUCCAGGAAAACUGUAACAAGAGCUUCAAGCAGUUUCUGGAUGAAGUCUCUGAGGCAUCUUCUGGUUCUCUCCUCUCUGUGGUGUUUGAUAUCCGGAUACUCUGACAAAGAUAGAGCGCACGACUUGAUGUCCAGAUAUCCUCUUAUUGAUGGCCAUAAUGACCUAGCUCUCAAGCUGAGGAUACUUCACAGCAAUAGACUGAGCCAAAUUGACCUUCAUAAUGUCAGCAAAAUAUCCACUGACAUCAACCGUCUCCAAGCAGGCCAUGUGCAGGCACAGAUGUUUGCAGUCUAUGUGCUGUGUGGGGCCCAGGAGAAGGAUGCUGUAAGGCUUACACUGGAACAAAUAGAUGUGAUCAGACGCAUGUGCACUGAGUACCAGGACUUCGAGCUGGUCACAUCUGCCCAUGAGCUGAAGAAUUCUGCGCUGAAGCAUAAGAUUGCUUGUCUAAUAAGUGUUGAGGGGGGCCACUCUAUUGAUAGCAGCCUGCCAGCCCUGCGCAUGUAUUACCAGCUUGGGGUCCGCUCCAUGGCCCUCACACAUACCUGCAAUACUCCCUGGGCUGAAUCAUCAUCAAAACUUUAUAAUGUUUAUCAAAGACAGAACAACAGCCUGACAGACUUUGGGAAGGCCGUGGUGGAGGAGAUGAACCGACUGGGGAUGAUAGUGGACCUCUCCCACACUUCUUGGGACACAGCCUUGGCCACCAUAAAGCAUUCCAAGGCUCCGGUUAUUUUUAGCCAUUCGUCUUCCUUCUCCAUCUGUAACCAUAAUCGCAACGUACCCGACUGGCUGCUGCAAGAUCUGAAAAAGAAACGGGGGCUGAUCAUGGUGAAUCUCCACAGCAAUUUCAUAUCCUGCAGGACUGAAGCAAACAUCUCUCAUGUGGCUGACCAUUUUGAUCACAUUAAGAAGGUGAUUGGAGCUGAGUCAAUAGGAAUUGGAGGGGACUUUGAAGGUGCUGUGAGCUUCCCUCAGGGGUUAGAGGAUGUAUCAAAGUAUCCCGCCCUAAUCCAGGAACUGUUGCAGAGGAAAUGGACUGAGAAUGAGUUGGCUGAUGUCCUCCGAAGGAACUUCCUGCGAGUGUUCGAGGAGGUGGAAAGGGUCCGAGAUCAGUUGAGUAUGAAGCGGCCCAGCGAAGCCCAGAUCUCUCUGGAGGAGGUGAAGAACCCCUGCAGGCUGGUCCUCAGACCACCUGACCUGAGAUCGCCCAGUAACCAGAGUCCCUUCUCCAGAGCCCAACAAGGACCAAAAGGUCUGCUAAUGUUGCCCAUAGUUGUGUUGCUUUCUAGCCUACUUAUGACUGAAUGAAUAUUCAGAAACUCAGUUCAGCUACAGUGCACAUCUAUUAUAUGAAUAAGAAGACUUGUAUGGGAUUGCUGUACACAUUUGUGGGUCAUCCCAGCAUCCCAAAGGUGACUAAAGAUAAAUGGAGGAUCAUUUUCUCACAACCAAAACAAAAAAAAAGCAUUCAGUGUGUUGCCCCAUUAGGGAGGUCAUUUGAAUGCCAAUCUCAGGAUAUACAAUAUACUACAUGGUUGCCCAUAAAGUUGGAAUAAUUUUGUUUUCAGACACAAUCCUAAGUUAAAUGUUGUUUCAUUUUAAUUGAGAUAUGUUUUGAAUAUAAUGAUUAAUACAAUUUUAAGAAGAUAUACACUUUAUCUGUCAAUAAUAAAUCACAUUGUCACAAUUAUUUUAUGGAAAGAGGUAAAAACUAUUUCAUUCCAACUUUAUGAGCAGUCAUGUAUAUAUAUGUAUAUGUAUAUUAAAUAUAUACAUAUAUAAACUAAGUGUACAGAAUUUCAGUCCUUUAAAGGCACUUUACCAUUCACUUUGGAUUUUUUUUAUUACAUUUUUAAUGUGAUGUACCUGCUUGCAUCAUCUCUAUGAAAUGUGUGACAUGAAGGAGAAUAACACAAUUUGAAAUUGCUGACCAGUGAGCAGGAUGUGAGGUCACUAGUUUAAGGAUAGCUAGAGGGAAACACUUCAGUUGUGGUGUACAAUGUUGCAUUAUCAUCAUAUUAAUAUCACAUUGACUUAACAUUGCUAUAGUAAUACUUUAAGGUAAGUCAUGAGGUGCUUAAAAAAAUAGAACGGGAGCAGUUUAUAAACAGUUGUCCUUUUUAUUUGAUUUUGCAGCAUAAUAAAAAGAUAUUAUUAUAGGCCUACAAAAUAUUGUGUGUAUUUUAGUGUGAGCUAUUCUGCCCUUUGGCCAAACAGAAAACUGUUGCACAUAGAAAUAACAGAAAUUGAAUCUUUAACUUACAACAGCAAUUACUCAAAGCAACAGUGUGAAAAUUUCCCUUGUUAACAUUCAGAUUCAUGUAUCGCCAACAAAGUUGGUAGGAAUUUUCUUUGGUGAGCUUGUUUUGAUGUUUUAUUAACUUCUACCAUGUGCAUGAUUAUAAAAAACACUAAUGUAAUAGCCUCAUAAUUCUGCAAAAAUUAAUUCUUACAGCUUAAAUAAAAUACUGCUGAUAUAAAAUUUCCGUUUAAAGAAUGUAUUGUGCCAAAAAUUUGGAUUGCUGGCAAGUGACAGUGGUUUAAGUGACAUAAUCCACUAUUUUUUUUAUUAAGAAAUAUUUUUUUUCUUUAAGUGAAGGGAGGACUAGGAACAUUCUUAACAUCGAGUGAUUCGUUUUUUAACAAAUGCACAGCUUGUCAUGGUUCAUCCCUUACAUAUAAAACACUCUUGGCUUGUACAGUUUGUUUGUUCUACAUUAUAAUAAACAGUUGUUCUCUA
Centropristis striata (black sea bass) is the source of this 2830-nucleotide messenger RNA. It is a transcript of the gene dpep2, whose product is annotated as dipeptidase 2. Gene Ontology annotation, biological process: proteolysis. The transcript is spliced from 11 exons. Lineage: Eukaryota; Metazoa; Chordata; Actinopteri; Perciformes; Serranidae. Bases 82 to 1398 code for a protein of 438 amino acids. Gene Ontology annotation, molecular function: metallodipeptidase activity. The record is from RefSeq and is a predicted model, not a curated record.